Fusarium venenatum is the source of this 822-nucleotide messenger RNA. RefSeq lists its product as uncharacterized. The record is from RefSeq and is a predicted model, not a curated record. Lineage: Eukaryota; Fungi; Ascomycota; Sordariomycetes; Hypocreales; Nectriaceae.
AUGCCGCUCGGCAGAUACAAAAGGCCAGUGUCUCGUGCGGUGUGCAUCCAGAAAUUCCGAACACCCCAAUUGUCUGAUCCUCUGGUAACGCUGCCGGUAAUUGUGAACUCGAGGUCCAGUAUAUACACGACAUCAUUGUUGCCCGCCAGGCCAAAUUUGUUCAAGCAUUACAUAAUGAGCACGACACAGGUGGAAAGUCCUCAUACAACUAUCACAGCUGUAGCCGCUUCUGUUCAACGACAUAUAACAAGCCAUAAUCCUAUAACUGGUGAAAGCAUCUAUGUAGAUGCACCUGCCCUGCAUACUGCAACUAUACCCGGCUUUGGUACAGCAUCUCGCUCUUAUGCCACGUUAAAGCUACCCGCAGAAUUGGCGGAUGACCAUGAUCUGAAUACACACUUUACACAGGAUUCUGUUACUAGCUACACUCGGAGUACAGACUUCACUGUUCCCGCAUCGCAAUUACACCCCAAAACAGGAGACUUGGAACUGGGAGGUGCAAAUGUGAUUAAUCUCGACAUAGAGCCUGGCGCAAUUGGACAUAUGCAUCGAACAGUCUCUUUAGAUAUCUCGACCUGUGUCAUGGGCGAGGUAUAUAAUGAACUAGACAGUGGCCAAAAGGUUCUGUUGAAAGCCGGUGAUCACAUCAUUCAGCGAGCAACUAUGCACAGAUGGGUUAAUGCUUCGAAGGAGAACUACGCUAAAGUGAUUGCUGUACUCCUCCCCUUGGAAAAUCAAUGCAAUAACUAUAAACACACCGAAGAAGGCAAGUUGGAUAAAGAGACUAAAGAUGGCUAUCGUUUGGUCCCUGUCUCACGCUGA